UCGACGUUGUCGUCUGUCACUGAUCAGCUGAUCGGGCGCGCCAAAGCUGUCAGUUCGCGCCAAAACCUCCGCCCGUCACCACUGCCAUCAUGACAGUCUUGCUACAUUCUGCUUUGGGCGCCGUCCUCGUACUUCUGGCGUUCGUACAGACAGGAGAGGCCAUCAAGUGCUAUGAGUGCAACAGCUACAACGACACAAGAUGUGCUAUGGAGAAGCCGCCCGUCGAGCUGGAGAAGGACUGUGUGACCAAAGACACGGAGAAGAUCAAGCACACAAUGUGCCGCAAGAUUGUGCAGACGAUCGAGUUUGAGGUGAACGGACUCCAGCCUGACUCCAGGGUGAUCCGCAGCUGCGGCUGGGACGAGUCUAGCUACAAGGGUCGCUGCUACCAGAGGUCCGGCUUCGGAGGACGCCAAGAGGUGUGUUCUUGCACGUCAGAUCUGUGUAACGCCGCGGGCGCCCCUUCCAGCGCCCUGGCCGCCAUCGUCGCAUCCCUCGGGCUCGCCCUGGCUAGCUACACUUUAUAGCAUCUCGUCUCUCCUGCCAUCCCCUACAGUACUCUACCCAUUGUACAUUAGCCAUUAUUUAUGUGACUGUCCGUCUUAUUUGUGUCGUUUUAAAUAAAGUGUUGUUUUUCUA
Molecule: messenger RNA, 639 nt
Organism: Macrosteles quadrilineatus (aster leafhopper)
Lineage: Eukaryota; Metazoa; Arthropoda; Insecta; Hemiptera; Cicadellidae
Product: ly6/PLAUR domain-containing protein 2-like
Exons: 3
Coding region: 90-527 (145 amino acids)
Biological process (GO): sleep; positive regulation of voltage-gated potassium channel activity; regulation of synaptic transmission, cholinergic
Source: RefSeq, a predicted model, not a curated record